GGAACGAGUGCGAGAACCGCGCGAUACUCCGAUCGCAAUCGCGCCGCGUGAGUGCAGACGCGUCGGGAUUGCUGUUAUUUAAGAAAGACAGAAAAUGCGCUCGGUCUAAAAGUUUCGGCGAGGAAGAUUUCGACGUGGAAAAUGGCGCCUCGACUUUGGACGGCGGCGCCGGCGGUGGCGGCGGCGCCUCGCCGAGCGCGGGGCUCGUUCUCCAGACGCUGCCCCAGAGGAGAGAGAGCUUCCUGUACCGGAGUGACAGCGACUUCGAGAUGUCGCCGAAAUCGAUGUCUCGAAACAGCUCCAUCGCCAGCGAGAGGUUCAAAGAGACAGAGCUUCCUGUCGAGCGAGCCCAUGGCGAGGACCUCAUCGUUACACCCUUCGCACAGAUUCUUGCUUCUCUGCGCUCGGUCAGGAAUAAUUUCUUGUCGCUCACGAAUGUACCGACGAACAAAUCACGAAGGAGCAGUGGCCAACAGGGCAGCAGUACGCCACAACCACGGAUUUUGGCGCCAGGAGAGGAGCCCUUCAUGAAGCUGGCUGUAGAAACGAUAGAGGAACUAGACUGGUGCUUAGACCAGUUGGAGACCAUUCAGACUCAUCGAUCCGUGUCGGACAUGGCAUCCCUGAAGUUCAAGAGAAUGCUGAACAAGGAGCUGUCGCAUUUCUCGGAAUCGUCCAAGUCUGGGAAUCAGAUCUCGGAAUACAUCUGCAGCACCUUCCUCGACAAGCAGCAGGAACUGGAUUUGCCGUCUUUGCGAAUCGAGGAUGCGGUCGCCGCAACGGGCAGCGUGGACGCACGGGCGGCGAAAAAGAAGGACCGCGUGCAAAGAGGUCCCGCCGCCAUGUCGCACAUCAGCGGCGUGAAACGGCCGUUGACACACACAAACAGCUUCACCGGGGAACGCGUGCCGCUCCACGGGGUGGAAACGCCACACGAGGAGGAGCUCGGCAAGUUGCUCUCCGACAUCGACAAGUGGGGUAUCGACAUCUUCAGGAUAGGCGAGCUCAGCAGCAAUCGGCCCCUCACCUGCGUGGCGUACACGGCCUUCCAGAGUCGAGAUCUGCUCAAAUCGCUGGCGAUACCCCCCAAGACCUUCGUUACCUUUAUGAUGACCCUAGAGGAUCAUUACGUGAAGGAUAAUCCCUUCCACAAUAGCCUCCAUGCAGCUGAUGUGACACAAUCUACUCACACUCUGCUCAACACGCCCGCACUCGAGUCCGUGUUCACGCCGUUAGAGAUUACCGCUGCAUUAUUCGCGGCUUCCAUCCACGAUGUAGAUCAUCCCGGGCUCACGAAUCAGUUCCUCAUUAAUUCAAGCUCCGAGCUCGCGCUGAUGUACAACGACGAGUCGGUGCUGGAGAAUCAUCACUUGGCGGUCGCGUUCAAGCUCCUGCAGAACGAGGGCUGCGACAUAUUCGUGAACAUGACGAAGAAGCAACGGCAGACGCUGCGGAAGAUGGUCAUCGACAUGGUCCUCUCGACAGACAUGUCGAAGCACAUGUCGCUGCUGGCCGAUCUGAAGACGAUGGUGGAGACGAAGAAGGUCGCCGGUUCCGGCGUGCUGCUGCUCGACAACUACACCGAUCGUAUCCAAGUGCUGGAGAACCUGGUGCACUGCGCCGAUCUGUCUAACCCGACGAAACCGCUGGCCCUUUACCGACGGUGGGUGGGCUUGCUGAUGGAGGAAUUCUUCCUGCAAGGCGACCGCGAGCGGGAGCAAAACAUGGACAUCAGCCCGAUGUGCGACCGGCACAGCGCGACCGUCGAGAAGUCGCAGGUCGGCUUCAUCGAUUACAUCGUGCAUCCGCUCUGGGAGACCUGGGCAGAUCUGGUGCAUCCGGACGCGCAGGAGAUCCUGGACACCCUCGAGGAGAAUCGCGACUGGUACCAGUCGAUGAUACCGCCGUCGCCGCCGUCCGACGACCAGCAACAAGCGACGAACGAGAGUCAGCAACAGCAAGACAGGAUACACUUUCAAGUGACGUUGGAGGAGGGCGACGAGACCAGCGAGGCGGUAGAGGGUGGCGACACGGGGGCCGGCGAUGGCGGCGGCGGGUUCUCCAGCGAGGACCCGGGCGGUGAGACGGAGGAGAACGCCACCGAGGCUGGGAUGUGA
Messenger RNA from Vollenhovia emeryi, 2117 nucleotides. RefSeq names its product cAMP-specific 3',5'-cyclic phosphodiesterase (gene dnc). The coding region runs from base 270 to 2117 and encodes 615 amino acids. The transcript is spliced from 11 exons. Gene Ontology annotation, molecular function: 3',5'-cyclic-AMP phosphodiesterase activity. Gene Ontology annotation, biological process: signal transduction. NCBI's taxonomy places the organism in Eukaryota, Metazoa, Arthropoda, Insecta, Hymenoptera, Formicidae. The record is from RefSeq and is a predicted model, not a curated record. Gene Ontology annotation, cellular component: nucleus; cytosol; perinuclear region of cytoplasm.